UUAUUCAUUUUCAUAUUAGCAAACAACUAUUAUCUCUUGUAAACUUUCCUCUUCUCUGUUCUGUUCUUCUGCUUCCUUUUUCCCUCUCUAAAUUCACUUCACUCCAAUUCAAUUCAACCCAAAUUCUCGCGCAUUUUCAUCAUUCUCUUCUGCAUCUCGAUUCCUCCACUUUCCGUCUUUCAUUUUCCCACGAGAGUUAAACGGUAUGCAUCCUGCGUUGAGCUUCCCCAAAUCAGCGAGCUAGGGUUUCCGCCGGGAUAUCGAUUCUCGCCGGGAUUCUAUCGAAGUGACAUAAUCGCCGGCAACAAUAGCUACCAACUUGCAGGUGAACCCUGAGGUGGAGCAGAUCCACGGCCAAAUCCGCGAUCACUUUCGAGCUCUCGCUUUCUCUUUUCUCAGAUUAUGCUAAAUCCCUAGUGAUGUCUUCUAGGAAAGCCUCAGUAGUAACAGCUAGUUCUCUUUUGAGGUUGUGCAAUGGCUGUUAUAUGUCAAGGACUAUCUGCACUGCUGCUGAAAGGUGGGAUUUUCAAUUUUCCGGUGGUUUUAAAGCUGAUGCUUCGUCGGGUUACCAACAAAAUCAAGCUGGGUUCUAUCAGCAGAAUGCAAGUGGACCUUAUCGGAUUAAUCAUGCUAGUUCAGAGCAAAUUUCUGGUCAAACUGCAGGUGGAGGUCAUGUAAAUAGUACUCAGAAUGUAGUUCAAAAUAAUUUGGCAGAGCAUAACGGAAGUGUCAAUGGGGACUUUGUUCAAAGCAACUUGAAAAUGCAACAUAAUGUUGGAGUAGGUGUUGAUAAUUCAAGGGGUUUUAGGAUGCAUCCUAAUACUUUUGAGAAACAUAACUGGACACCCAAAUCUGGAGAAAAGGUGGAGUUUUCCAAUGCAUGUAGGUUUCCUAGGCCUUUAGAGUAUCAGGGACAUCCAAAAGGGAAUGUUACCCAAAACAUCGGUCAUUUUCAGCAGACACCAAAUGACUACUACACAAGUAAUGAGAGGGGUCAACAGAACGUUACCCAAAACAUUGGUCAUUUUCAGCAGACACCAAAUGACUACUACACAAGGAGUAAUGAAAUGGGUCAACAGUAUUCCGCUUAUGGACAGUCUCAGCAGAGUGUAGACGGUCGACAUCCUCCAAAUUUUAAUUCGGCACAUAGAUCAACCGUUGGAUCUCAUCUAUCGAGUAAUCCAAAACCUGAUGGCGAAUCAGUUGAUGCAUUUAGUGAUAGUCCAUAUAGAGGUACACUAGAGGAACUGGAUAGUUUUUGCAUAGAGGGUAAAGUGAAGGAAGCAGUUGACGUUUUGCAAGUGUUGGAAAAGCUUCAUAUUCAUGUGGAUUUGCAUCGAUGUUUGCAAUUAAUGCACCAAUGUAGGAAGGCUAGGUCUCUUGAGGAGGCAAAAGUUGUACACAGACAUGCGUUGCAACACUUGUCACCUCUCAACGUCAGCACAUGCAAUGAAAUAUUGGAGAUGUAUUUUGAAUGUGGUUCUGUAGAUGAUGCAGUCAAGGUGUUCAAGAACAUGACUGAGUGCGAUUUGACUACUUGGUAUACUAUGAUAACGCAACUUGCUAAGAAUGGGUUUGCAGAGGAUUCAAUUGAUAUAUUUACUCAAUUUAAAAGCUUGGGACUAAAACCUGAUGGCCAACUGUUUGUUGGGGUUUUUGGUGCGUGCAGUAUGCUGGGAGAUAUUGGCGAGGGAAUGUUGCACUUUGAAUCCAUGAGUAGGGACUAUGGCAUUGUGCCAACUAUGGCACAUUAUGUCAGUUUAGUUGACAUGACCGGUAGUAUUGGGCAUCUUGGUGAAGCCUUGGAGUUUAUUGAAAAGAUGCCAAUGGAACCAAGUGUAGAGGUAUGGGAGACUUUGAUGAAUAGUUGCCGAGUUCAUGGAAACACCGAAUUGGGGGAUCAUUGUGCUGAAUUAGUUGAGAAGUUGGAUCCUUCUCGUUUGAAUGAGAAAUCAAAAGUUGGUCUUUUACUCGAAGAAACUUCAGACUCAAUAAAAAACAAAGAGCAGAACAACUUAGCAAGCAAAAAUCUUCUAGAAGUUCGUAGCCGAAUCCAUGAAUAUCGAGCAGGUGAUACCUCCCAUCCAGAAAAUGACAAGAUCUAUGCUUUGCUUAGAGGUUUAAGGGUGCAAAUGAAAGAAGCUGGCUAUAUUGCAGAGACGAAAUAUGUGUUGCAUGACAUAGACCAGGAAGGCAAAGAAGAUGCUCUCCUUGCCCACAGUGAGAGACUCGCCGUUGCUUAUGGUCUCCUCAACAGUUCUGCUCGUUCUCCCAUUAGAGUAAUUAAAAACCUCCGUGUUUGUGGUGAUUGUCAUACUGCUCUAAAGAUUAUUUCUGAUCUUGUGGGAAGAGAACUCAUCAUCCGAGAUGCUAAAAGGUUCCACCAUUUUAAAAAUGGCCUAUGCUCCUGUCGGGAUUAUUGGUGAACACUAACCUAGCAAUCUUGUUAUGAAGGUGUAUCCUGACUCUACGCCGGAUUGAAUAGCGCAGCAGCCGUUGGCAACAACCUCUCGAACAUGCUCUUCAUGCAUCUCAUUAUUAUUGAAAUCAAUCUUUAUGUCCAACAUGGGUAUUCAAGGAGUGGGGUGUGCAUUCAAGGAGUCAAAAUUGUUACGAGUGUCAGCAUAUAACAGAACUCAAACUAAUUUAUUAGUGUUAUUAUAGUCAAAGUUUUGUUUGUACUGCUUACCUCGCAUCUUCUUUAUGGCAAAGUGCUGGCUGCUAUGCAAAUUGACCUAAAAAUUUCCAGUUAGAUAUAUCUAUGCCAUCUCAGUAACUUAAUGCAUAAUGUUCAAAUUUGAUAUA
Lathyrus oleraceus (garden pea) is the source of this 2805-nucleotide messenger RNA. RefSeq names its product pentatricopeptide repeat-containing protein At4g32450, mitochondrial. NCBI's taxonomy places the organism in Eukaryota, Viridiplantae, Streptophyta, Magnoliopsida, Fabales, Fabaceae. The record is from RefSeq and is a predicted model, not a curated record. The coding region runs from base 420 to 2426 and encodes 668 amino acids. Gene Ontology annotation, molecular function: RNA binding; protein binding; zinc ion binding. The transcript is spliced from 3 exons. Gene Ontology annotation, biological process: RNA modification.